Drosophila montana is the source of this 2569-nucleotide messenger RNA. It is a transcript of the gene Vsx2, whose product is annotated as Visual system homeobox 2. Gene Ontology annotation, molecular function: DNA-binding transcription factor activity, RNA polymerase II-specific; sequence-specific double-stranded DNA binding. Gene Ontology annotation, cellular component: nucleus. The transcript is spliced from 6 exons. NCBI's taxonomy places the organism in Eukaryota, Metazoa, Arthropoda, Insecta, Diptera, Drosophilidae. The coding region runs from base 133 to 2304 and encodes 723 amino acids. The record is from RefSeq and is a predicted model, not a curated record. Gene Ontology annotation, biological process: regulation of transcription by RNA polymerase II.
GUUUGCAUUUUCGAACUCGAAUUCGCACAAGUUUCUAAUAACUAAUUAGGAGCGACAGAGAUAGAGGCUGAAAGAGCGCGCGCUUGAAAGCUAGACGGGGGGAGAGAAGGCGGGAGAGAGAGAGAGCGUGCGAUGCCGCAGCGUUCGCCAUUUGCCAUACAAGAGCUGCUCGGCCUGGCCGUUGCGGCGGCAGCAACAACAACAACAACAGCAACAUGUGACACAAAACCAACAAUUACAACAACAACAACAACAACAGCAGCAGCAGCGGCAGCGGCAGCAACAUGCGAAACGGCAACUGAUUUAACAACAGCCGCAACAACAACGGCAACAAGCAUCGCGCGCGAAACGCCAACGCCGCCAAAGAUAACAACAACAUCAACAACAACAUCAGCGGCAGCGGCAGCCAACACGACGCACUACAACAACAGUGCAGCAGCGGCAACGACAACAAUAACAGCAGCAGGCAGCUUGGCAACAUUGGAGCAACAACAACAUUUUAGGGAUCACCAACAACAGCAACAACAACAACAACAACAACAGCAGCAACAACAGCUGACAAUGGCCGCCGCCUCGCGCAUGGCCUAUUUUAAUGCACACGCUGCUGUGGCCGCUGCAUUUAUGCCACAUCAGCUGGCCGCUGCAGUGCAUCAUCAUCAUCAUCAUCCGCAUUCGCAUCCGCAUACGCAUCCGCAUCCGCACCACCAUCCGCACCACCCACACGCAGCGCAUACGCAUCAUACGCAACAGCAGCCGCCGCCACCGUCGUCAGCAAUGCAAAUGCCACCGCACCACCCACUGCUGCAUGCGCAGGGAUUUCCACAACUGAAGAACUUCAGCGGCACCGGAACAUGUUUACCUGGCUCGUUGGCUGCCAAGGACUUUGGCAUGGAUGGCCUUAACGGUUUUGGUGUUGGUCCCAAUGGCAAGAAGAAGAAAAAGAAGCGUCGCCACAGCCGAACAAUAUUCACCAGCUAUCAGCUGGAGAAGCUAGAGGAAGCCUUCAAGGAGGCGCAUUAUCCCGAUGUCUAUGCCCGCGAGAUGCUCUCACUGAAAACGGAACUGCCCGAGGAUCGCAUACAGGUAUGGUUCCAGAAUCGACGGGCCAAAUGGCGCAAAACCGAAAAGGUCUGGGGCGGCAGCACCAUCAUGGCCGAAUACGGCCUAUACGGGGCAAUGGUGAGGCACUCGCUGCCGCUGCCGGAGACGAUACUCAAGUCGGCCAAGGACAACGAUGCGGUGGCACCCUGGCUACUAGGUAUGGAACAGAAAUGCAUGCAUCGCAAAUCGAUUGAGGCACAAUCUGCGCUCAAGGACGACUCCGGGGUCAGCGAUCACGAGGAUUCGGCCGGCUCAAAGUCAGCGCAUUCGGAUGAGCUGCGCUCGCAUUCGCGCGCGCUCAGCUCGUCGACGGAAUCUUUGAACGUGGUCAGCCCGGCGCCGAGCAGCUGUCCGACAAACGCUUCAACGGCGCCGCCGACAUCAACAACGCCGCACGGCAGCAGCGGCUAUGCGGCUGCCUCAUCGGCGGCCACAACGCCGACGGGCGCCACCACCAACAGCUCCGGCUCGCCGCACAUUGAGCUCAGCUCGCCCUCGCCGCAGCAGACGCAGUUGCUCCAACAGCAGCAGCAGCAGCAGCAGCAGCAGCCGCCGCCGCCGCCAGCACAGCUCUACUCUGUGGCCACGCCCAGCUAUCAUCCGCUGCUGGAUGCGGCAAAUGCAGCUGGCGCCGGCGCCGCUGCCUCCAGCAAGGAUUUCCAUUUGAUUAUGAACACGGCCGUCGCGGCGGCUGCCGCAGCUGCUCAGCACCAACACCACCAGCAGCAGCAACAGCAGCAGCAGCAACAGCAGCAGCAGCAGUCGGCGCCCGCCGCCUUGCCACAUCCCGCGCUGCAUGCGCAUCAUCUGUCCGCCGCGGCGGCAGCUGCCGCGCUCAUGGAGCACGAUCCGGAUGCGUUUAGGAACAACUCGAUUGCCUGUCUGCGUGCCAAGGCGCAGGAGCAUCAGGCGCGACUCCUCAACAAUGGCGGCCUCUUUCUGCAGGUGCGCAGCUUCGCGGCACAGGCUCAGGCCCAGGCCCAGGCGCAGGCGCAGGCGCAUGCCCAGGCCCAGUGUGAUAUGCUUAAAAGCGAGGAGCGUCACGGCAACAACAACAACAACAACAACAACAUCAACUGCAGCAGCAGCAACAGCAGCGCUUAUCAAAUGCUGCAGCUGCAGCAAACGGUGGCAACGGCAGCGCCCAUCAAAAUGGAGCUGACUUCCGGCGGCGGCAGCCACGCCUCCAGCGACGAUGUCUGACGCCAGUCAGCGUUGCCAGACAGCUAUCGUAUGCCAAACUAACUGCGAGCCCAGUUAUAUUUUAGCUACAUACAUACAUACAUACAUACAUAUAUAGAGAAGCACACAAUCCAAAAAUAUAUAUUUAGUAAUUUUUUUUUUUGCAUAGAUUUAAACUACAUAUUUAUUGUCGUGCUAGUAAUCGAAAUUGCAACCAAUUGAUGUCUUCAUUUGGGGACCCCAACGAUCUUGUGUAAUCCAAUAUGACAUGAUAUUAUAGCUGCUA